AUGUCAUCAGAAAUAUCGGAGGCAGUGGCAACGCCGGACUCAUCUACGUUUUCUCCACCCCACGAGCAUGACGAAGGACAGGCGCCGGAGGAUACCAAUGAACUCGAUUACAACAGAGAAGUGCUAAUGAAAAAACUACAGGACAUGCCCAUGGAAACAUUGAAGGCAAUUAUAACGAACCAACUUGAUUUAGAAAUUCGCCUCAAGCACAAGGAGCUUUCUCUAACUGAGAAGGAGGUGGGUAAAUGCGAGUCCCAAAUGAUCACACUAAGAAAAUUCUUCAAGAUACCAUCCAAUGUGAAUUUCGACAAUGAGCCAAAUGGGUUCACUCACAAAUAUUCUAACUUAUUGAGUCAAGCAUUAAAUGUCAACUAUGAGAAUAUAUCGAAAUUGUCUUCGUUGGCCGACUUACUAGGACCUGGUGCUAUACUUGGAGGAGCAGUAGGAGAUGGAAAUAGAAUAUCAUAUUCUGCUUCAUCUUCAGUUUCUUCUAUGGGUGGUGCUGGACAGGGGGAUGGAUUUGGAAGCGGAGAGUUUACUAGCGGUGGCAGUCUUGGCGGUGACGAUGGGGACUUACCCACACAUUCUUAUAGAACCCGAUCGACAACUUCAUCCUUGAGACCCAGCUCGUCCAUGUCUUCUCGGAGACAAACAUAUGGAUGUUUGUAUAGACGAACCGAUGGCAUAAUUGUAAAGCUCACAUGUCCAACUUGCCUUCGUAGUAACUUCUCAUCAGCUCAAGGAUUUUUGAAUCAUAGCCGAAUUGCCCAUUCGAAAGAAUAUACUUCCCAGGAUGCAGCUGCUUUGCAAUGUGGUGAAAUCCUUCCAAAUGAAGAGCAAGACGAAGAGGGUAUUUUAAGUUUACAGAACUUAAAAUUGAAAGGGUUAGAUCCAAAAAACCAUUUAAAUGUGAAUGAAAUAUAUUUCAAUGGCUUGAGUACAUCUAUGAACUACGAGAGAAACGAUGGACAGCCGUCAGGUCAAAGCAAAGCUCAAAAUCAAAAUCAAAGCCAAAAUCACAACCAGAAUCAGCAUCAGCAUCAUCAGCAGGCUUCUCAAAAGCCACUUGAUAUUCCUCGUAGGAAAAGCAAUGAUCAGCUUAUGAAAAAGCUUAUUGCGAAAGGUAUAACUUCUGAUAAGAAGGAAUACGAUAAAUUGGUUCUUGACACCAUGAGCGAGGUGAAAAACUCACACCUUUUUAAUGGAGAAGAGGAUGAGGUUGACGAAGGAGAUAAUGAAGACAGCCUGAAUACUAAUAACAACAGUAAUUCUGUCAAUAAUAGCAAUAAUGCUGAAGAUGAGAGUCGUAGAGAUAAAAUCAGAAGAAAGAGUAGAGGAGGCGUUGGGAUCUCAAAACCUGGUAGCUACUCAAGCAAGAAUAACAAAAAUGCAGGCGCAUCAAGUUCGAUACAUUCAGGUUUGCCUAAGUUGAAGCUCAAGAUUAAAAGAAGUAGUGAGGGUGUCUAA
Messenger RNA from Dujonia railenensis, 1467 nucleotides. The record is from the annotation of a GenBank genome assembly. Lineage: Eukaryota; Fungi; Ascomycota; Pichiomycetes; Serinales; Debaryomycetaceae.